Bicyclus anynana (squinting bush brown) is the source of this 1598-nucleotide messenger RNA. Its product is annotated as solute carrier family 46 member 3-like. Lineage: Eukaryota; Metazoa; Arthropoda; Insecta; Lepidoptera; Nymphalidae. The transcript has 7 exons. Gene Ontology annotation, cellular component: membrane. Gene Ontology annotation, biological process: transmembrane transport. The record is from RefSeq and is a predicted model, not a curated record. Gene Ontology annotation, molecular function: transmembrane transporter activity. Bases 76 to 1173 code for a protein of 365 amino acids.
GCAACUUUACCUUGUGCUUUGUCUCUUUUUAUCGGUACAUGGUCUGACAUAACUGGUCACCGAAAAUGUUUCAUCAUGCUACCAGUUAUCGGCCAGAUUUUGGUAUGCCUCAACGGUAUUAUAAAUACUUACUUUUUGACACAACUCAAUUUAGAAACAUUGGUGUUUACUGAGGCGAUACUAGAUGGAUUAACUGGAACCUGGUGUGUAUGCAUCCUAGUUGUAAACGCAUACAUAAGUGCAGCAACCUCUGAUGACAACAGGACGUACCGUAUGGGAUUGGUUACUCUGAGCUUUACAGUAGGAUUCCCUGUUGGAAUGGGCAUUAGUGGCAUACUGAUAAGAAAAAUUGGCUUUUACGGAUGUUAUGGUAUGAGUAGUGGCUUUCAUUUAAUGAAUUUGCUGUACACCAUUUUCAUAUUAAAGGAUCCAAGGCGCAGUGAUGAACAAAAGAUGCACGACAAAAAGGGUGUCCUACACUUUUUCCGUAUAUUCUUCGACUUCAAGAACAUCAAGGAAACAUUCGCAGUAGUUUUCAAACAGGGACCCAACAACCGUCGCACGAGGAUAUGUGUCAUGCUUCUUGUAGUCAGUAUUCUUUUCGGACCCAUGCAUGGUGAACUGUCGGUAAUGUACAUAUCUACAAGGUAUAGAUUUAAUUGGGAUGAAGUUAGAUUCAGCAUAUUUCAAGCCUACAAUUUUGUCACCCACACCAUUGGUACAAUCUUCUCAAUAACGGUGUUCAGCAAAUACCUGCAGUGGCACGACUCCGUGCUGGGCAUCAUCUCCACCGUCAGCAAGAUAUCCGCCUCCUUCAUUUAUUGUUUUGCACCAAACGAAAGAAUCUUCUUUAUAGCACCACUGGUGGACAUUUUAAACGGGACAGCCCUGCUUGCUCUGAGAUCCAUCGUCUCUAAAUUAGUUCUGGCGACUGAAUUUGGGAAAGUGAACUCAAUAUUCGCCCUGACGGAGAACCUCAUGCCUCUGGUGUACGUCCCUCUGUACACGCAGGUGUACGUGGCCACCAUGGAGGUGUUGCCGGGAGCGGUGUUCCUGAUGGGGUCCGCCAUGACGAUACCGGCUGUUAUAGUCUUCAUAUAUUUGUUUUGGGAACACAGAAGAAACCAAAGGCGAUUAAAAGAGCAAAAUAAAAUCGAAUUAAAGGAACAAUAGCAUUUGAUGAAAAUGGCUUAGUAAUACCUUAGUUAGUUAAACAAGAAAACUAGUUCAAUAUACGUCGUACAAACAGAGUGCCUAGUGGGAGUUUUCAAUAUUUUCAUACUCUUACUAUCGCGUUAACGUAAACGCGAAUUUAUACGGAAUUGAAACAAUUGUGCAGUAGUGCCACUAGAUGACACUGUUUCAAUUCCUUAGAAAUUCGCGUUUACGUCAACGCGAUCGUCACAGUAUCAAACUGCCACAAGGCCCUCUGAUUAAACUUGACAAAGAGUUUAGUAUUUUGUAUGGCCCAUCCCGAAUAUAACAUACCUACUUUGUAUUGUACUCUGUAUGAUUAAUUAAUAUUUAUAUCAAACUUGUACUGUAAAUUUUUUUUGUGUAAAUUGUACUGUACUUAUAGGUUUUAAAAUAAAAAGAAA